AUACAGAUGAUCGCAGUCGUGCGUGGUAUCUGUAGCGGCGUACGUCGGCCGGUUUCUAAUUCACUGAGGAUUUCCUUGAACCUUGUAAGGUUAUCGAUUUGUUGUUGUAAUUAAGAUCGUGAUGUACCUUUCGCGGAAUUGUUCAAAUGUCUUUUAUAAUUUAAUAAUCCAAACGUACUUUAAGUGGAACUUUUUGCCUCUAUUACAUUUCAACUACCGGCUAGUUCACGAUCGAUUUAUGAUUAUCAGAUUAAACAUAGAUUCAAUUAACUUAUUUAUUUAAUGUAUUCAAUUACUGAUGUAUUUGUAUCUUAAACAAAGAAAUUUAUGUGCAUUCAUAUUUAUUAAGUAAACGUAAGAGAAGGAAAACAAAUUGUAUAUAGAAUUUUUAAUAUAAAUUUAUCCAAGAAUUAAAACCUAUUUACGCGAUUAAUGCAUCCUGCAAGGAACAACAUGUUUCUCGUAUGUGUAACCGUAGGUCUUGUAUUGUUGGCCUCUAAAUACCGCAAUAAUGUACUCCAAAGCGUUAAAAACAUUUGUCAAACUAUAAAGAAUAAAAGUUAUAAAAAAAAUAACGACAAGAAAAAAGAUCUCAAAAUUACGUUAGACAAAAUUAUUUUGGCCGAUACUCCAGAAAAAUGUGAUUACGCCGUUCAGCAUAUUCGCUGCAAUUUAUCUAACAAUAUACUGGGCUUUGACUGUGAAUGGGUUAACGAAGGACCUGUUUCUUUAGUCCAGCUGGCUACAAUUAAUGGAGUAUGCGGUCUGUUUCGAAUUAGUAAAAUUGGAUAUGUUCCUCACAAAUUAAAAGAACUGUUAGCUAGUAAACAUAUUCUGAAAGUUGGAGUUGCUUCUUACGAAGAUGGUCAAAAGAUAGUAGCGGAUUAUGGAUGUAGAGUUUGUGGUACGCUUGAUUUAAGGACAUUGGCAGAACGUGCAAAUUUGCCAAGUCCGAAAAGUUUAGCUGCAUUGAGUUUACAUUACUUAAAUUUGGAAAUGGAUAAAUUAGUAGAAGUAAGGUGUGGCAAUUGGAACGCUGGCACUCUUACUGACGAACAAGUAGCAUAUGCUGCUUGUGAUGCAAUCGCAUCUGUUCUUAUUUAUGACCAGAUUGUGCAAAGGAUAAAAGAAAAGUAUUCUUUAUGGGAGAACUUGGUAAAUUAUAUAAAAAGUAUAUGUAAUCAAAACUUGAAUAUGCAAUUUCAUUGUUUACCUAGCGGUGUAAUCGAUACAAGGUUCAAGGCUCAACAGACCCACACAACUGCAAAUCACAAAAACACUAAAAUCCAUAAUCUUGACAAGUGUUUACGAGAUUUGAAGAAAAAUAAUAAUACUGUAUGUAAAAUCAAUAUACCUAUAAGAAAUAAACCAUUGUAUCAUAAUUGCUAUUUACAAGCACCGGAUGGAGACAUAUUGUGUACAUGUGAUCGUAAAAAAGCCGAAUGGUAUAUUACCAAAGGAUUAGGAGAAAUGAUCGAGAUGGAACCAUUUACCGUGAGAUUAAAAUUUGAACCUUCUGGCCGUGCUCUAGGAGAGGUUGGUCAAUAUUAUACACAAGUUAAAGUCAAUCAAUGCGUAGUGUGUGGAACUUCAGAGAAAUUUAUUAGGAAAAACGUUGUGCCCAGGGAGUAUCGUAAAUACUUUCCGUUGGUGAUGAAAGCACAUCAGUCGCACGAUGUAUUAUUAUUAUGUCCAUCGUGUCACGAAAUAAGCAAUUAUCACGAUUUGCAGCUCAGAAAAAAGUUAGCAGAUACGUGUGAUGCGCCUCUAGCUGGUCCACUAACACAUAUACGCAAUAAAUAUGUAAAUAAUUGGUGGAAAUUACAUUCAGCUGUUAAGGCAUUAAAAGAAAGAACAACAUUACCCGACGUACGUCGUAAAGAAUUAGAACAUUAUAUUUUAGAAUGUACAGGUCAACAACAAAUUACACCGGUUUUCUUAGAUAUGUUGAGUAAAGAAUUAAUAAAAAAUGCUACACUUUCGGUACCUAAUACAGACAAAACUAAAUGCCAACCUCAUGGUUUGAAGGUGGUUCAAUAUUUUCAAAGAAGGGAAGGUGGGUUGGUAGAAUUGGAGCGUAUAUGGAGAGAACACUUCCUAUUGAACAUGAAACCAAAAUUUUUACCAAAUCUGUGGUCUGUUCGUCAUAAUCAGGAAAGGUUAUCCAUUCGUCAAACACAGAAUAGAAUUAAGCCAGAAGAUGCGAAAGUAGCUGGUCUAGCAAAUAAUGAAUUUUAAGUAUUCUAUAUCUGGAAGGACUCGUAUAAGAGCGAGAACUUCAAUUGAAAGACUGUCACAUGAACCUAUAU
This is a messenger RNA of Hylaeus volcanicus, 2309 nucleotides long. RefSeq names its product exonuclease 3'-5' domain-containing protein 2 (gene Exd2). Lineage: Eukaryota; Metazoa; Arthropoda; Insecta; Hymenoptera; Colletidae. The coding region runs from base 433 to 2238 and encodes 601 amino acids. The transcript is spliced from 7 exons. Gene Ontology annotation, cellular component: nucleus; cytoplasm. Gene Ontology annotation, biological process: nucleobase-containing compound metabolic process. The record is from RefSeq and is a predicted model, not a curated record. Gene Ontology annotation, molecular function: nucleic acid binding; 3'-5' exonuclease activity.